This is a messenger RNA of Lagopus muta (rock ptarmigan), 4833 nucleotides long. RefSeq names its product kinesin-like protein KIF28P. Gene Ontology annotation, cellular component: microtubule; kinesin complex. Bases 1 to 3126 code for a protein of 1041 amino acids. Gene Ontology annotation, biological process: microtubule-based movement; cytoskeleton-dependent intracellular transport. Lineage: Eukaryota; Metazoa; Chordata; Aves; Galliformes; Phasianidae. The transcript is spliced from 21 exons. The record is from RefSeq and is a predicted model, not a curated record. Gene Ontology annotation, molecular function: ATP hydrolysis activity; microtubule binding; microtubule motor activity.
AUGACGUUAGUGGAUGACUGCUUAUAUUUUGACACAGCAAUUAUGAUUUUGAUACAGAGAGAGAAGGACGCAGGAAGUAGGUGUGUGAUUUCUAUGGACUCCAACAGUACAAGCAUCUAUGAUCCUAGGAACCCAGGGCACGUGAAAACCUUCACGUUUGACCUGGCCUAUUGGUCUCACAGUGGCUUUUUAAAGGAUGAGAAUGGCAUGCUCAUCUCAGCGGGAUCUAACAGUUAUGCAGGCCAGAGAGAAGUCUUUCGUGAUCUUGGCCAAGGAGUGCUGCAGAGUGCCUGGCAGGGUUACAAUGCAACUCUUCUAGCAUAUGGCCAGACCGGCUCUGGGAAGAGCUACUCCAUGAUUGGGUAUGGUGCAAACAGAGGGCUGGUUCCCAGUGUGUGUGAAGAGCUCUGCAAAGCAAUCCAAAGUCAGGAAAAGAACAGGCAGUACCAGAUAACUUUCAGCAUGCUGGAAAUCUAUAAUGAACAGAUAAUAGAUUUGCUGUCUAAGACGAGGAAGCCUGGAGGGCUGAAGAUUAGAGAAGACCAGCAGCAAGGUUUUUAUGUGGAUGGUUUGAAGCUGGUGCCUUGUGAUAAUUACGCACAGAUUGAGAGGUUAAUGGAUCAGGGGAAUAAGAUGAGAACAACAGCUACGACCACCAUGAAUGCCUCCAGCAGUCGAUCCCACAUGGUUAUCACGAUCCAAUUCAAACAGAUUUUCCUAGAUGAAGCUAUCACUAAACAGUCAGUUAUCAAUCUGGUGGACCUGGCAGGAAGUGAAAGGCAAAAAUCAUCAGGAUCUGAAAAAGACAGAUUGAAGGAAGGAACACGUGUAAAUCUAAGCCUAACUACAUUAGGGAAUGUCAUCAGUGCUCUGGCUGAGGUAGCAACAGGAAAGAAAGUGCUGCAUAUCCCGUACAGGGACUCAGUGCUGACUAAACUCUUGCAAUCUGCUCUUGGGGGGAACAGCAGGACAAUCAUGAUUGCAGCCUUGAGUCCAGCAGACAUCUGCUAUGAAGAAACUUUGUCAACCUUAAGAUACGCUGAAAGGGCAAAAAAGAUCAGGAACAAAGCAGUGGUAAAUGCAAGCCCUACCAAAAAGCUGAUAAGAGAGCUGAAAGCUGAAAAUAACAAACUAUUGUCCAGAAUGGCUGAGCUCGGGAGCGCAGGGAGAGCGAUAUCUGAUGAAGCACAGCUGCAACUGCUGGCUGAGAGUGAGGGGUGGCCACGGAGCACACAGAUGACAUGGGAGGCUCAGCUGGAAGAGGCCCGGCAGGAGUGGGAGCAGCAGUACUCUGCUAUGACGCAGGCCAGUGUCCCACACACACACAAAAACCAAAACACCCAAAACUGGACCUCUAUGUGUAACAUUAGCUGUUAUUUCAAGCUUUCAGAUUCACCCACUGAAAUAAUAUAUUUCUCAAUUCUUGCACAGGAGAGGUGGAUGAUGGAGAAGUUCCCAUAUCUCCUGAAUAUCAAUGAAGAUCCUCAGCUUUCAUGGGUUCUCAAGCAUUUCAUUCAGGACGGUACUUGUGAUGUUGGUCAAUCAGCCUCAAAUGCUAUAAUCCUAAGAGGUUUGGGCAUUUUGGACAAGCAUGCAACGUUUACAAAUGCUGAUGGCAGAGUUACCCUGGUGCCACGGGAUAAGUGCAAGGUUGUUGUGAAUGGAGUGACCAUCACAGGGGAAACAGAACUGCAGCACUCAGAUCGUGUUAUUUUGGGAUCAAACAGCGCUUACCUCUAUGUCGGACCACCUGCACAAAGAACAGAGGAGGACCUGAGCAGAUAUGACUACGAUUUCUUUCAAUCUGAGUUGGCAGCAGCGGAAGGUUUCGGUAUGGAUAAACUCGGCACUGUGAGCGGUGGGCAGGACAGAGCAGAUCCCAGCGUCCUGGCUGUAUUUCAUGACUACAUCAAGCUGAUGCCGCUGGUGGAGGAGGUGAAUCAGAUGAGCCAGGAGCUGAGGAAGGACCUCAAAUUUGAAUUGAAGGUGAAAAAUCUGGCCUUAUCAGACUCCAGAGGCCAUGACCUACAAAAGGAAAUAACAGUAAAAGUGACACAUGAAACUACACAGCAGGUGUGGGUAUGGUCGAAGGCCAAGUUCAUUAACAGGAAGUUCCUAAUGGAGGAGCUUUACCAGCGCUUUCUGGAAGGGGAGAACCCAGCUGUGAAUCAGGACAGUGAUCCCUUCUGGGACCCGGUGGAAGCUGUCCAUGUGGGAUCUGCACAUGUUUGGCUGCAGGCACUGGCGUACCGCAUGAGGCUGGAGGAACGGGCUGAGCUGCUCAACUCUGAGGGACUGGAAGAGGCUGUCGUUCUGAUAAACCUGUUUCCGUGCUUCAGUGAUGGGAGACUUUUCGGGGAGGACGAGAUGAUCAUUGAUCCGCUGGAGCUGCUGGAAGGAAGGGUUGAUUUCCAGAUUCACAUUGCAGAGUGCCUUGGAGUCAAAUGGCUGCGAGGUGCUGUGGGAAGAGGCAUUCAGAUCGGGUAUAGAGUUUAUGAUCUUCCCCGGUGCUUAUACACAAAGCCUGUCUGGGAAAGCAUCAAUCCGAAGAUAGAAGAAACAGUCCAUUUCUCAGCUCUAAAAGCUUCCUAUGAAUUUCUGAAUUAUUUACAGAAAAAUGCUUUAAUUGUUGAUUUAUGGGGCCUCCAAGAAGGUUGCAUGGAGAUGGACUCCUCACUUGAUGGCCUUUUGCUCACAGCUGAGGGCACCGUUGUGAUUGAUAAUCCCAAAGAUUUGACUGCAAGCCAUGCUGGUCUGGAUGCAGCUAUGGAAGUGCCUGAACUCUACCGGAAACUGCUGCAGAUGGAACAAGAGACAGAGCUGCUGAGGGAGCUCAACAGAGCUUUAAGAGAAGAAAAUGCUCUUCUUAAAGACAAACUGAAGAAAUGGGACGUGGGACAUCGUGAAAAGAAGAAAUCUGAGUCACCUACCAAGGUGAUUAAGGUGAUGAAGCAGUCUGAGUCAUCAAGAGAUGCUGAAGAGACGUGCAGCCAUCGGACCAGCUGUGAUGCAGAACUUGCCAAGGCCCUUAAGACCUUCUAUCAAAACAUGAGUGUAGUCAGACAGCAGUUCCUUCAGCUGAAGCAUUCCAGGCCAUCAGUAAGUCCGUUUAUUGCAAUAGUUUAAGCAUCUGAGGCUGUUCUUCAAUUCUAAAGAAUUUUGUCUUAAAAACUUCAGGAAUGUGAAAAUGAAGGUAUCACAGAGUCGCAGGAUUGUUGAGGUAGUGCUACAGUAGGCUUCCUACUCUGGAGAGAAACUCGUUGUUUCCAUGUGUUUUGAACAGGACCAGAGGUACUGUCUAGGCCUGCAGACUCUGUAGUCUGACUUGCAGGUUAAAACCAAGAGAGCUGAACAAACUCAAAUGGGCAUGUUGCUACAGAACUGUUUGCCUACCAAGGAAGCCGUGCUGUAACCAAGCGUGUUGUGUAUCUACUCAGUGCUUUAGGGCUGUUAUGCUGUCAUCAUCUUGUUCAUAAAGUUGCUUCAGAAUGAUGCAAAUUGGCUCCUCGACCAUGGUUGGCUCACUAUUCAGCAAAUCUUCCAGAUUGCUUGACAACGAAGCUAUUAUUUACUCAAGCUGGCAAGGGAAAUUUAUUGUGUAAUAUUGGCUUUCUCAGCAUGACCUUUUAGCAAGUGUUGUAACUCUUCCUGUUACUUCUCAACAGCCCCAUCUCUUGCCAGUAACACUGUAUUGUUCUGAUUUUUCCUUCUCUGUAUAACCUUCAGUUAUGCAGGGUAAGAAAAUCUCCUAAACUGGUGUAUUAUCUUACGGUUUUCACCACUUAAGGUUUCUCUGCACAGAAACAGAAACACCUAAACAUGAGUUUGCUUUGGCCCAUUAAGUAUUUAGCCUAAAACACAGCUCGGAGUUGGAGAGCCAUCCCAACUUCCAUCAGUCAUUUGAGCAAGCUUGUAUUGAGUACUGUAAAUCUGCAUGCAUAAAGGCAGGCUAGGACAUUUCUCUAGGAAACAUUUGUAACAACUUUUUGGGCCUUUAGACUGUUGUGAACUGUUAUCACCCAGGGCAGAAAGCACCAGUGGCUUAGAACCCUACCUGAGGAAAAAGCUGUUCAUGUGAUUGUAGGGGGGAAGGGAAAGAAAUGAAACGCACAGUAAACCAAUAUGUACUACUUUGCUCAAUGUAAUAUUGUAAGCACAGUAGUUCUGGCAUCUGAGUUAGGAGUGGCAUGAUCUGAACUUUAAUCCAACAACUACUUUAGGCCUUGACAGUAUUAAAGAACACAUAACAUGUUUCUUUUGUUAGUAGCUGAUCAUUAUUGCCUCUUACUGUGGCCUAAUUUGCAGCUUACAGAAUCACAGUGCAUUGUUAGUAUAACAGCUGUGGAGAUGCUGAUCAAAGUUUUUGAUCUCAUACUAGGAGACUUUAAUUAUAGAGCAGACAUGUAUUUCUUCAGAUCUUGGUAUAUUUUUUUUUCUGCAACUGAAGAACAAAAUUGUGUAUCAACAAAGAUAUUAGAUGCUUACAGGCUAUUUAUUUCUAAAACCCGCUGCUCAAUUUUGGGUUGUCUAGGAGCAAGGCUGCUUGAUGGACAUCUCAAGGACAAUACAUGUUGUCAAGUCACAGGAGCUCUUCUGUGCCUACAUUAAAAAUAUAUAGCCACUAGGUUAAAGUUAGCUAUGAAGCUAAUACAUAGCCCUUCAGAUCUAAGUGGCUGGUGUCCAACCUUACUCCUUUAGAUGUUGCUGCCAGGAGACUGAGAGGUGUAAUUCAUCUGGCCUGGAUAAAGAGCAAAGCUGUACUCCCAAGCACAUCCUUUCAGCUGUGGUACAUGCUAUUCUUGGCAAAAUAACAUGUAAUUACGAUCCUAAUUU